Molecule: messenger RNA, 573 nt
Organism: Staurois parvus
Lineage: Eukaryota; Metazoa; Chordata; Amphibia; Anura; Ranidae
Source: the annotation of a GenBank genome assembly
GAUGCUGGUAUGACGUAUGGCAGUAAUCAGGAUGCUGGUAUGGGAGUAUGGUGCUGAUCAGGAUGCUGGUAGAGUAUGGUAUGGCAUAUGGAUCAGGAUGCUGGUAUGGGGUAUGGCAGUGAUCAAGAUGCUGGUAUGGGGUAUGGUGGUGAUCAGGACGCUGGUAUGGUGUAUGUCAGUGAUCAGGACGCUGGUAUGGGGUAUGGUGGUGAUCAGGACGCUGGUAUGGGGUAUGGUGGUGAUCAAAACGGUGGAAUAGAGUAUGGUGCUGAUCAGGAUGCUGGUAUGGGGUAUGGCGGUGAACAGAACGCUGGUGUGGUGUAUGGCAGUGAUCAGGAUGCUGGUAUGGGGUAUGGCAGUGAUCAGAGUGCUGGUAUGGUGUAUGGCGGUGAUCAGGAUGCUGGUAUGGGGUAUGGCGGUGAUCAGAACGCUGGUGUGGUGUAUGGCAGUGAUCAGGAUGCUGGUAUGGGGUAUGGCAGUGAUCAGGGUGCUGGUAUGGGGUAUGGCGGUGAUCAGAACGCUGCAAUAGAAUAUGGUGCUGAUCCGGAUGCUGGUAUGGGGCAUGGUGGUGAU